Messenger RNA from Danio rerio (zebrafish), 6698 nucleotides. Lineage: Eukaryota; Metazoa; Chordata; Actinopteri; Cypriniformes; Danionidae. The record is from RefSeq and is a predicted model, not a curated record.
UAAAAGAAAUGUCCUCAUAUCCUCAAACAUUUCUAAUGUUACAGUCCUUCAAUAAUUAACAGGAGCGGUAUUUUCCCUUCCACAAAACUGAUUGUAAAUGGAACCGAUCCCCAGGCGCGUCCACACGCACAUCAUCAUGCGCGUACACGUCUCAUGGUCGGCCAUUUUGACUUGAGAAAUAAUGUCAAAAUCUUUUUCUGCUCACAGUUUAAAGCUCUGAAGGGGCCCUUGUUGAGGCAGGGCUGGUGAAGGAGGGAGGACACCGGGGAUCUGUGGAUGCAGGACGAUGCAUCGCACACCGAAUUUCAGCACAUCUCCUCUCUGACAGCCUCCAGGACAGCUCUGAUCACAGAUUGCUGUUUGUCUGACAUCUCCAAGUGUUUCUGGUGUUGUGAGACGGCCCCAGUGGAUGGAUGUGCUAUCUGACCACUGACCACUGAAAAACCAGUGUGUGUAAACUGGUCUCUGCAUCUCAACUGAGGAAACCCAUUAUCUGGCUGAAGGCUCUCUCUCUCUCCCCCCUCUCUCUCUCCUAUAGACUGCAGGCAUGUUCUGGAAGUUCAACCUAAACAACUCCUCUCAGGUGGAGAAGCUUUUGGAGAAGGAGGAUUUGACUCUGCUGGAGCUGCUGGAUGAAGAUGACGUCCUGCAGGAGUGCAAGGCUCAGAACCAGCGGCUGCUCCUUUUCCUCACGCAGGACAGCAGCAUCCUGGAGUUGGUCAACCUCAUCACGCACGAGCCCCCUGCUGACCGGGAGGAGAAACUGCGCUAUAAGUAUGCUAAUGUAGCUUGUGAGUUGUUGACGUGCGAUGUGUCCCUCAUCAAUGAUAAAGUGGGUGGAGACGAGUCUCUGCUGAACACACUGUACAGCUUCCUGGAGCAGAAGCCGCCGCUAAACCCCCUGCUGGCCUCCUUCUUCAGCAAGGCCAUCGGAAACCUCAUUACCCACAAGGCAGAGCAGGUGAUCAGUUUCCUAAAGGACAAGGAGGAUUUUUUAGGGCAGGUGUUGAAACAUUUGGACACGUCGGCUAUGAUGGAUCUGGUGCUGCGUCUCAUUAGCAGUGUGGAACCUGUCAGUUUCAGACAGGAAGUGCUUACUUGGCUGAAUGAAGAGCGACUGAUCCAGAGACUGAUUGCGCUGAUCGGUCCUCACACUGACACUGAGUGGCAGUCGAAUGCGUCUCAGGCUCUGUGUGACAUCAUUCGUCUGAGCAGAGAUCAGGCCAGUUUGAUGCCGGACACCACAGAGAGCGACCCCCUGCUCACGACACUGGAGCUACAGGACAAUGUCGAGGCUCUACUGAAGAACAUGCUAGAAGGGGAAAAGAGUGAAGUGAGCAUCGUCUAUGGAACACAAGUCUUACUCACAUUGCUGGAAACUCGGAGACCAGGUGUUGAGCAGGUGAUUGACCCGUGCUCUCAGGGAUUGGAAAAGUCUUACACUGUAAACAACAGCAUUUUAAUGGGCAUCCAGCCUCAUCUAAAGCACUUUCACCACCUCCUGUUAAACCCACCCAAGAAAUUUGCGAUGUUGACCACAAUGGGCAUUUUGGAGGAGCCGUUUGGAAAUGCGCGACUGCAUGCAUCCAGACUAUUGGCGGCUCUACUUUACACCCGAGCUCCCAGAAUCCACCACGAGCUCUGCCGACUGAACAUCAUCAACCUGCUGCUGGAUUUGUUUUUUAAGUUCUCCUGGAAUAACUUCCUGCACGUCCAGGUGGAACAUUGUGUCUCUGCCAUCCUUAACCCAACAACACCAAACGGGAAAACACAUGACAGUCCAGAUCAGUUUCAGCUGGAAACACAAAACUCCGACACACAGAAUUCUGACAAAUCUGACAUGUUCACACGCGGUGACCUGAUCAAGCAUCUACUGAAGGACUGCAGGCUGGUUCAGAGGAUUUUGGAUGCUUGGGAUGAAAAUGACAAAACACAGGAAGCAGGAGGCAUGAGGAAAGGCUUUAUGGGUCAUCUGACCAGGAUGGCCAACACUGUGGUGCAGAAUGCAGAGCGAGAACAGGAACAGACCCUCAUCACACAGCUCUUACAAGAGCUUCCAGAGGACUAUAAAUCUCGCUGGGAGCAGUUUGUAAAUGAAACGCUGACAGAAACUAACAAGAAAAACACAGCAGACCUGGUGUUCUCAGAUUAUCAGAUCCAGCAGAUGACCGCAAACUUUGUUGAUCAGUUUGGACUGAAUGACGAUGAGUUCAGAGAGCAUGAUGGGAGUAUAAGCGCCACGUUUGAUCGAAUCACAGAGAUCAACUUUAACUUGGUGGAUGAAGGAGCGAGCUCUGCCGUGUUUGAGACUCGUACGAAGGAGAGAAUCCGUCCAUUCGAAGAAGCUGAGGAGGAAGAAGAUAUUUGGGAGGAUAAAGAAAUCAACUAUGCAACACAAGUGAAGGCCAGAAGCAGGUUUGGCCUGGUGACGAACCCUCAGAAGAGCGAGGCAGACGCCGGCUCUCGUAAGCGCCUGGGCUCUCCUGACAUGGAGUGGUUCCCAGAGAUCAAACCAAAUCCAGAGGAAAAAAAGUCCCAGGAGGCGGAGAAGCAGCUGAGUGAUCCGCAGAGUCCUGGCUGGAUCGCGAGUUUUGAGGAUGACUUCAGCUGUCGUGAUCUGGCCAGUAUAGCGAUGGACACGGGCUCCAGUGUGUGGGGUGGCUCUGGCUCCGGCUCUGACUCUCAGCUCAGCCAGACCGAGGACAAAGGCUGGGCCACUUUUGGAGACUUCCAGCCCUUCUGCUGUUCAGAUGCAGGACCCAGAUGCAGUUCACCUGCCAACCCAGAAAAUCCCAACAAACAGAGCGAGACUGAAGAAUUGAAGGGCUCGUCGGCGUGUGUGUGGAGUGUGUGUGGAGCGAGGAAAGCUCCACUAGUAGCGUCUGACAGCAGCUCCAGUGGAUCAGACAGUGAGGAAGAGGAGGAAAAAUCCAGCAUCAUUACUGAGAGCAGCGGCAAACUUAAAGCGGAAGCAAAACAUGAGAAAGCAGCCAUCAGCAGUGACAUUAAUGCCAAAGCAACAAGUGGCAUGACAACAGAUGUCAUAGCAACAGGAACCAUGGCGAUGCCCAUCACUGGUACUCAGUCGCCCAAGGAGAAGAAGGGCGACUCCAGUAGUAAUGGCCCGAUGUAACCUCAUUCUCCUCCAUCUUCAUGACAGCUGUUGCUCCACCUGUGAAAUGCUAAAGGCUGUGGCUUUCCCGUUGACAGACACGACUCCUCUCUGUGUGUGUUUUUGAUUUGAGCAUGAGCGAUACUCUACGUGAUCUCCGUCUUCCCUGAUGAAGACACAUAGUCACUGUUGGAAACACUAAACUUCACAUCAACGCCCACAGGUCAAUUCUCACAUAUGCAUCAUCCAAAGGCUUGAUUUAUAGUGUUGUUUUUUUAUGUUUCUGAAGCAGUAUUUACCAGUUUGAACGAGGCAGGAGAUCAAGUCUGAGUGAGCGAGCGAGCGCGUGUGUGUGUGUGUGUGUUUUGAUCAAUAUCUCUGUUUGCUGUAGCCUUUGGGCCUGGUACUGACAUGAUUUCAGUACUGAUUUGUUUGCACUUGCGUUUCCACAGCAUUUAUCUUUUCAAGCUCCGCCCAUCAUUCAUAAACAUAUUUAAAUGAGCAAAAAUAUUUGGGAGCAGGUCUCAGUGGUUAUUUUUUUUCUUCUUGUUGCUGUUGUAGGAUGUUUGUUUUAAAGGGAUAGCUCACCCAAAAUGUUUACUCAACAAUAUUUUAUACAAGGAAAUGGCUUCCAAAAAAGGGAAAAAUGACCGUAAAUUUCAUAAUUUCUAAAAAUGGACCAAAAUAAGUGACAUUUUUCCUUUGUCAGUACUGUUACACUGUAAUUGGCAUUAGUUUACAAUAAAAGAUAAGAACAUUUUGUAUUAAAUCAGCUGUAAUAUGUGUGAUUAGGACAAAAAAAUUAACAUAUUUCAGCAAUUUAGGGAUUUUUUUCUAGUAACAACUGUAUGUGUAUAUGAAUGUUAAACUAUGACUCCUGAUUUGUUGAAACCAGUUGAUUUAUUUUGGAAACAGACAUUUUCAUGAAGGAAUCAUUAAAUCAUUCUGUCUAAGUCAAUCAGCUGCUUUCUAUAAAUCAUUUGAGUCAAACCAAGUGACUUAAUAUAGGGAUCAUUGAAUCAGACUGAAAUGAUUUGUUAAUGAGAGCUGAUUCAUUUAGAAAUAAAACAAAUUACUGCCUUUAUGAAUGGAUCAUUGAAUAAUUGACUCAAAUGAUUUGUUCAGGAGCACUGAUUCAUUUAGAAAUCAUACAAGUGACUUUUUUGAAUAGUUCAUUAAAACAUUGACUCAUGUGAUUCGUUUGAGAGCGCGGAUUCAUUUAAAAUCAUACAAGUGACUCUUUAUCAAUGGUUCAUUGAACCAAAUGAUUUGUUUAAGAGCGCUGAUUUAAUUAGAAAUUAUACAAGUGAGUCUCUUUAUGAUUGAUUCAUUGACUCAUUUACUGAUGUGAAUUGUUCGUGAGCGCUUAUUCAUUUAGAAGUGAAAUGGAUGACUCUAUAAAUGGAUCAUUAAAUCAUUGGCUCAAAUGAUUUGUUCAGGUGUGCUGAUUCAUUUAGAAAUGAAACAAGUGACUUUAUGAAUGGAUCAUUGAAUCACUGAAUCAAAAGAUUUUUUAGAAGCACUGAGUCGUUUAGAAUUUAUACAAGUGAGUCUUUAUGAAUGGUUCAUUGAAUCAUUGACUGAUGUGUUUUGUUUGGGAAUGCUGAUUCGUUUAAAAAUUAUACAAGUGACUCUUAAUGAAUCAUUUAUUAAAUCAUUGACUGACAUAAUUUGUUUGGGAGUGCUGAUUCGUUUAGAAAUUAUACAAGUGAGUCUUUUUAUUAAUUAUUCAUUGAAUCAUUGACUGACGUGAUUUGUUCAGGAACACUGAUUCAUUUAGAAUUUAUACAAGUGACUCCUUAUGAAUGGUUCAUUGAGUCAUAGACUUAAAUGGCUUGUUCAGAAGCGAUUGUUUGAAAUGGUUUGAAAAUUUAAAAUGUAAAAUUAUUUAUAUUAUAUAAGAUAUAAAAUCAUUUAAAAUGAUAUGUUACUUUCUUUAUGAAUAGUUGAUUGAAUAAUUGACUCGUGAUUUGUUCAGGAGCACUGAUUCGUUUAGAAAUUAAACAAGUAAAUCUUUAUGAAUGGUUUAUUGAAUCAUUGACUCAUGUGAUUUGAAUCACUGAAAAGAAUGAAUCAUGGAAAAACAUUUCAGCAGCUCUGAUUUAUUUAAAAAAUUAUACAAAUGACUCCUUAUGAAUGAAUCAUUGACUCGCAUGAUUUGAAUCACGGAAAAAUUGUUUGGGAGCACUGAUUCAUUUAGAAAUUAUACAGGUGACUCAUUAAGAAUUGUUAAUUGAAUCACUGACUCAAAUGAUUUGUUCAGAAGCGCCAAUUCAUUUAGAAAUCAUUUCCCUAUGCAAGCUUGUUUUAAAACUUCCUAAAGGGACUGGGAAUUUAAAUGUUUAGGCAUUUGGUAGGAAUUUGAUCCAAAGCGGCUUACACUUACAUUGAAGGUGCAGAGUUAUCAGGGAAUCAGUGAAUUGAACCCACCAUGUUGGCAUUGCUAGAAUCAUGCUUUUUGUGUGAACUAUCCCUUUAAAUCUUGUUCUUGUCUGUGUGCUUGAUAUCAGAAUGAACUCUCAGGUGAAUGUUGUGUGUCGUGUGUGUGUGAGUAAGAGGAACCGAGGGUGCGUUUUGUGUGCCUUCAAAUCAGAGAAUGGACACAUCAGUAUGUUUAUUGUGUGCACAAAUAUCUUUAGUCACAUCUUCCUAUAUCACUGUCAGGUCUUAGUAAUACUCGUGUGUUCUUUACGAUAUAUUAUAUUUUUUAUGACUAAUUACUAGCGAAACACUAGAGAGCUGCAGUGUCCGUUUGAAGCUAGAGCGAUAGCAAUAACUGUACUUAUUUUGGGAUUCAUUUCCUUUUUUUUUAUUAGAAAUGUAGCUUUGACGAAAUGUGCACACAAGCUGUUUGUGAGAGCGAGUGUUGUGUGUGUGUAUUAGAGGCUCGGUGUGUUUCCAAUUUGUUUUGCACUUUUAAAAACUUGAUUUUGAUACCAAAUGCAAAUGUUCGUGGCGGUACGAUGAUGAAAGCGAGAGCCAGUUUUUGUGCGUGGUUGAGUUUACAGUUAGUUGUGUUUUUUUUUUUUUUUUUUGGAGCGCGAGUGUGUCGUAUUAGUGAGCGUAUAUAAGCAAGACGCGGGAAAUAUCGAUUGAUCAGUCUCUGUGCUGGAAUGUAAUUCAUACUUUUAUAAGUUUAUUAUCUUUUUUUUUUUGCCAAAUAUUCCGUCCGUCUUUCCCCAUUCAGGAUAUCAGGGUUGUAUUCUCUCCUCAUGGAGAUUUAUAAAUGUCAUUUCAGAUGGUUCAUUCAAUUCAGCACUUACAAACUGCCACUUACAGUAGUAGUGGAUUAGCAGAGCGGUCUUUACUAGAAGUAAAAGGUAACUCCCAUUGAUCUUGUCUUCCACAUGUAUACGGCUUUUUAUGAAUAGCUUUUCCUAUGUAAUCUAUUCCAAGCAUUUCUGUCAUUAGCUGAACUAACAUGUUUAGUUGACAUGUCAAAUAUAUCAAUUUAGCCAGUUUUGCUGCUGUUAAAGGGUUGGUUCCCACACUGUACAAUGUUGCUCCAACACAAAUUGCUCAAGUCAACUUAAUCAUAUUUACAAGUUUAAGUAGAUUGAACAUAAAACAAUUAAGUUGCCCCCCC